GGUGGUAGAUUUGCAGCUGCAGAGAUGGGAGUAAACUCCAACAGAGUGGAAGACUUCCCAGCUGGUGCAUGCCAUGAAACCACCGUGAAAAUCACAGCAGAAUCUUUACCACCUCUGGAGAUACAUGAAGUGUGCUUACCACCCAACAAAACCACUUUCCAGACACUCAAACACAGACUCUCUGAGAUUUUCUUCCCAGACGACCCACUUCACAGAUUCAAAAACCAGUCACCAUCUGUCAAGCUAGUCUUAGGUCUUCAGUAUUUCUUCCCCAUAUUUCAGUGGGGGACUAACUACAGUCUCAGACUUAUCAAGUCCGACAUUAUCUCUGGGCUCACCAUUGCAAGUUUGGCAAUCCCACAGGGAAUUAGUUAUGCAAAGCUUGCAAAUUUGCCACCCAUAAUUGGACUCUAUUCAAGCUUUGUGCCACCACUAAUAUAUGCAGUCCUUGGGAGUUCUAGACACCUUGCGGUUGGCCCAGUCUCAAUAGCAUCCCUGGUCAUGGGCUCAAUGCUAGGAGAGUCAGUCUCCCACACUGAGGAGCCAAUUCUCUAUCUUAAAUUGGCUUUCACUGCAACCUUCUUUUCUGGCCUGUUUCAGGCGUCUCUGGGAUUACUAAGGUUAGGAUUCAUAAUUGAUUUUCUCUCAAAGGCAACUCUACUUGGGUUCAUGGCUGGAGCAGCAGUUAUUGUAUCUCUGCAACAGCUGAAAGGGUUGUUUGGGAUUGUGCACUUCACCAACAAGAUGCAAAUCAUUCCUGUCAUGUCCUCUGUUUUUUAUCACAGAGAAGAGUGGUCCUGGCAAACUAUUGUAAUGGGCCUGAGUUUCCUGAUCUUUCUACUAACAACAAGGCAUAUUAGCAUAAGAAAACCAAAGCUUUUCUGGGUUUCGGCAGCAGCUCCAUUAACAUCUGUCAUUCUAUCAACCAUUCUAGUCUUUGCUUUCAAAGCUCACGUUCAUGGCAUCUCAACAAUUGGACACUUGCAGAAGGGUCUAAACCCACCUUCUGCAAAUAUGUUAUAUGUGCAGGGUCCUUACUUGGGUCUUGCCAUCAAAACAGGCAUCAUAACUGGGAUUUUGUCUCUCACUGAGGGAAUUGCAGUAGGAAGGACAUUUGCUUCACUAAGAAAUUAUCAAGUUGAUGGGAACAAAGAAAUGAUGGCAAUUGGGUUGAUGAACAUAGUUGGUUCUUGCUCUUCCUGCUUUGUUACUUCAGGAUCCUUUUCUCGAUCCGCCGUUAACUACAACGCCGGGGCACAGACGGCAGUUUCGAACAUAAUAAUGGCGGCAACUGUGCUGGUGACGCUUCUGUUUCUCAUGCCACUGUUUACAUAUACUCCCAGCCUGGUGUUGGGGGCGAUUAUCAUAACGGCCGUGAUCGGGCUGAUCGACUACCGGGCGGCCUACCGGCUGUGGAAGGUGGAUCGGCUCGACUUCUUCGCUUGUAUGUGUGCCUUUUUUGGUGUUCUCUUCAUCUCUGUGCAGAUAGGCCUUGCCAUCGCUGUCGGAGUGUCGAUAUUCAAGAUACUAUUACACGUGACGAGGCCGAACACGGUGGUUUUAGGGAAUAUUCCGGGCACUGAGAUUUACCAAAAUCUCCGCUGUUACAGGGAGGCUUUGAGGGUUCCCUCGUUUCUUAUACUUGGAAUUGAGUCCCCCAUCUUUUUUGCAAAUUCCACCUACCUCCAAGAAAGGAUAUUAAGAUGGGUCCGGGAGGAGGAAGACAGGAUACAAGAAAACAAAGAGAGUACACUAAAAUGCAUAAUUUUGGAUAUGACCGCGGUAACAGCCAUAGACACCAGCGGCAUUGAAGCAAUAAAUGAACUUCGAAAGACACUGAAGAAACGAUCACUUCAACUUGUAUUGGCAAAUCCUGUUGGAGAUGUGAUGGAAAAGCUGCACCGCUCAAAAACAUUGCAGUCCUUCGAAUUGAACGGGCUCUACCUAUCAGUUGGAGAAGCCGUUGCCGACAUCUCGUCACUGUUUAAGGCUCAGCCAUGAGCUUCUUUCUUUAGAUUGAUCAGUACGAUCUCACCAUGUUAUAACAGAGUAAAAUAAAAGAAUCCAGUGUACUAAGAGAACACUUGAUUCCUCGCCGGUGUAGGUUGAGAAUGAGAGCUCUUCUAAGAAGAGUUUUUUUUUUUUUUUGAAGAGAGAGAGGUAUUUUAGUUAAUAAACCAAGAUGACUUGUAUGUAUGCACGGCGAUCUCUUUCAACAAGAGGUUUUGAGGUUAGCUUUGGUACGUUAA
This is a messenger RNA of Nelumbo nucifera (sacred lotus), 2249 nucleotides long. Its product is annotated as putative sulfate transporter 3.4. The record is from RefSeq and is a predicted model, not a curated record. Lineage: Eukaryota; Viridiplantae; Streptophyta; Magnoliopsida; Proteales; Nelumbonaceae. Gene Ontology annotation, biological process: sulfate transmembrane transport. Gene Ontology annotation, molecular function: secondary active sulfate transmembrane transporter activity. Gene Ontology annotation, cellular component: membrane.